GCUGCACAACUUUUGACUACUGACUUUGACUAUUGACUUUUAUUGUUUUCUUAGGAAAUAUUGUUUUCUUUAGGUCUCUCUUAGAGAGAACCGGAGCAAUGAACGCAACCACAGAUCAACUCAGUACACCGGACAAUUAUCAGGAAGCUUUCGCCAAAAAUAUUGUUAUCGUUUUUCUUGGUUUGAUCAUUAUCUUCAUCAAUGGAAUGUUUGUCUUCACUUUUUCACGCUACCCUGUGUUUCACAAUGACCCCAGAUAUAUUUUAUACAUUAACCUUGUCAUUAAUGACAUUAUGAUGAUUUGCAUAUCAGUCACUCUGUAUGUUUUGACGUACGCCUGGCCUUAUGUCAAUGUGUCGUUUUGUUGUGUUCUGAUAACACUAGGAUCCACUACUUAUAUAAACACACCGUUGAAUUUGGCUGGCAUGGCAAUUGAACGGUACAUUGCUGUUUGUAAACCACUGCACCACUCUCAGAUCUGCACUGUCCAGAGGACCUACAUUCUCAUCUGUGUGAUUUGGGGAGUCGGAGCAAUUCCUGCAAUCAUAGACAUUAUCAUUGUGAUUGCAUUGCAGCCCAGUUCAUUUUUUAACUCUCUUACCUACUGCCAGCCAUUUAUUGUAUUCAACACAAAGUACCACAUUCAAAAGACCAUCGCUACACAGGUGCUUUACCUGUCUGUUGUGUGGAUAACUCUGUUAUACACUUACUUCAGAGUUCUGUUCACAGCUAAAAUAGCCUCUUCGGGCCAAUACCAAAGUUCAGUUAAAAAGGCUCGCAAUACUAUUCUGCUACACGGCGGUCAGUUACUUCUCUGCAUGCUCUCUUAUUUAACUCCUGUGUUGGACAUGCUGCUCAUUCCAUUUUUCCCAACUCAUCGAACUAAGAUCACCUUCUUCAACUAUCUCCUCACAAACAUUUUGCCAAGACUCCUGAGUCCACUCAUUUAUGGAGUUCGAGACCAGAAGUUUGUGAAACACAUCAAAGGCUACUUUUUCUGUAAAGUGCUCAUUUCAAAGGUUGUACCAUCAUCAGCUAAGAGACAGUUGUAAAGUAAUGCAUUAAGAGACACGUUUACAGUUUUAUUUUGAUAAUUACUUUGUAUCAUGAUGUUAAAAUGAUUUUAUAUAUGUUUCAAAUGGUAGUGUACCGUUUUAUGUAAUGGGUUGAUCAUGUGUAGUUGAUAAUGAAAGUGUACAUUAGUCACAAAAACACACUCUUGCUCAUUGUAAUACACAUUUACUAUUCUGUCCCUAAUUUAACAAUCUGUGGAAAAAUAAAAACAAAAGAACUGCUUACUGCACAUUUUUUAGGUUAAUCAAUAUCAAAAGUUAUUUUUUCAUAACAAUAUGUUUAAAAUAGGAGGAUUUGUUUCUUUUUUGCACAAAAUAGGGGUACACACAAUGGUCAUUACCACAUUUUAGCCAAAAAACACAAUAUCAUCUUGUUACUUACAUUUCAUUUAAUAACUUCUCUGCAUGUUCUUAUAUUGUGCUGAAUUAUGGUGCUUAUUCAUUUUCCAUUUUUAAUUCCAUUAAAAUAAAUGUUUAACAUAAAACUGUGUACUCACAAACAUUUUGCAUCUACUUGUGGAGUUUAAGACCAAAUCAAAUGUUAUCUGUAAAUCUG
Astyanax mexicanus (Mexican tetra) is the source of this 1629-nucleotide messenger RNA. Its product is annotated as odorant receptor 131-2-like. Bases 99 to 1052 code for a protein of 317 amino acids. NCBI's taxonomy places the organism in Eukaryota, Metazoa, Chordata, Actinopteri, Characiformes, Acestrorhamphidae. Gene Ontology annotation, molecular function: G protein-coupled receptor activity. Gene Ontology annotation, biological process: G protein-coupled receptor signaling pathway. The record is from RefSeq and is a predicted model, not a curated record. The transcript has a single exon. Gene Ontology annotation, cellular component: membrane.